AUGUGUGCAAGACCAGCCAUCCUCAUCUCCAACAACAACGAGGUGUGCAUGCAAAACAAGGGCAGGGGCCCAGAAAUCAUCUAUGAAUUGGUGGGUGGGGGUGGGGCCCAAAAACCAUCUGCUGAUCAGCAGGCAAAGCGAGUGUGGACAUCAUCAUCUUCAACAACCAGAGCAAAUGCGAAUGCCUUCAUGUUCAAUGACAGGGCAGGCACAAAGAAUGAGGGUGGGGGGCCUAAAAUUUGUCUACUGAUCAGUGGGCAAAGCAAGUACAAAGCAUCUGUGUCUUCGACAACUCACAGGAUGGGUAUGUGCUCCAAAGCAAGCCAGAAUGUUGGGAGGGGAUAUGUGCAGUCAGAGAGUGUGCAUGCCACAGGGCAAUGGGGAGGAGCUGGCAGGAAACAGGUUGAGCAUGAGUGUGGACAUCAAUGGCACACACCUACACUGGUGAAAUAUGACACGUUGAGCACAAAUGUGGACAUGCACGUAGUGCCAUGGGUGGAUGGGCAGCAACGAGCCCAACACUGA
Messenger RNA from Pisolithus orientalis, 525 nucleotides. RefSeq lists its product as uncharacterized. The transcript is spliced from 4 exons. The record is from RefSeq and is a predicted model, not a curated record. Bases 1 to 525 code for a protein of 174 amino acids. Lineage: Eukaryota; Fungi; Basidiomycota; Agaricomycetes; Boletales; Pisolithaceae.